UAUACAUACAUAAAGAUCAGAUACGAAACGGAGAUAGCUUUUUUGGGAAAGGGAGUAGGGGAUUGAGGAGUCGGAGGGUGAGCUAUUAUUGGGCUUAGAUUACCUUGGCAUAUAACUCGAACUAGUUCUCGCCUUUGCAUUUGGGUUUGGGGAACAAUGCAAUGGGGAACGAUCCGUCAAGUGCUGAUGUGGAUCAUGUGGACAAAAACUCUUUUUUUUGGUUCGUGUUCUGGUUGUUCUUGUUUUUUUGGGGGUGCGGGCCUGCUUUGUGGGCAAAUUCGGCACCAAACGCGUUGGUCUUUGCGCUGCGGGUAUCUUCACCGUUUGUUUAUUGUAUAUACCGGGGCUUGGGCCUACUGCUCUACUCUUUUUAUCACACGCAGAAACUUAGAUGAUAUAUAAUGACGCUGGUCACGAUGGAUGGACUUUUUGGAUACGAGGGAAGGGGAAAUUAAUAAUACGUAAUC
Bipolaris sorokiniana ND90Pr is the source of this 467-nucleotide messenger RNA. RefSeq lists its product as uncharacterized. The record is from RefSeq and is a predicted model, not a curated record. The transcript has a single exon. The coding region runs from base 157 to 402 and encodes 81 amino acids. Lineage: Eukaryota; Fungi; Ascomycota; Dothideomycetes; Pleosporales; Pleosporaceae.